AUGAAGCAAAGAAAUGUGCUCAAGAAAAUAAGAGGCAGAACAAGAUUCUUGGCGACGAAGCACAUAAAUUGGAGAAAAACAUCAAAAUGCUUGGAAGCAUUAAUGACAUGAUUGAAAGUAUAUUUGCUGAACUGGCAUCUGACGGAGAUCGAAACAGCGAGAAUCGGGACUUGUCAGGAGAUGUGAGUGGAGAAUUCAAGGAUUCGAAGCAGACAGCCUCAACGUCUAAUAAACGUAAUCUGGAAGAAAGGAGAAAGAAACUAGAAGACAGCUGUGAGGCACUGAGAUCUGUUAAAGAGACAAAGGAAGCCGAAUUAGAAAUGCUAAAGAAGAACACACGUAUGGUUGAUGAAAUCUGUGGACAAAGAAAGUGGGUCACAGAACAGAAGCUGAGAAUGAAAGACCGUGAGCGGGGGGAAAAGGAGCAGCAGCUGUCAGCGGCAGAGAAGAGACUGAAACUGGCUGCAGAAGAAACGCAGAACUACAGGCACCAAAUUGAUCAAAUGCGGCAACAAGUGCAGCAAGCAGAGUUCACCUUCAGACACCAGAUGGCUGUGUAUGAGAAGAAUGCUCACGACAAUUGGAUCAAGGCUCGGAUUUGGGAGAGGGAGAUAGCAGAGCAGAGCAGGGAAGCCGCCCACUUGAAACACAGAUUGGAGAUAAUGUCCAAAAAGAGGCUGCCCGAGGGAUACAGGCUGCACAAACCAACGUCGGGAAGACCUGGGAUGCAGAACCCUCCACAGAGAGAUCCGGGACCUGUUUCUGCGGCUGUGAGGAGCAGCAGCUCCGGGGGCAAGGUCAAUGUUGAGGCAAGAGGGCCUCCUCCUUUUGCAGCACCACCCUGCACAACCAACCCUGUAGGCUCUGGGCCACAUCUGUCUCCUCCAUCCUGGAGGCCUCUAGGCCCUCACCCACCGCCUCCACGUGUCCCACUCGUCGGGGGAAGCAGCCAGCCCGCCAGCAGCUCUGGGGACACCAAGCUGAAACCGACUCGCCUGCCCGCGGUCUGCUGGGCCCGCGGCUUCCUGCGGCUGAACCGCUGCUUCCCGGCGGCGGACGGGCCCGCCCGGCGGCUCCUCCACCGCCUCCCGGCCCAGGCGGCGGCGGCUCCCCAGGCCGGCGGCCCCGCCCUCCCGCGUGCCCUCCAGCGCCGCCCGCCGGGCCGCCGGGGCGGCAGCGCAGCCAGGCCCAGGGCGCGGCCCCCCGUCGGUCCCCGAGGAGGACGACCCCCCGGGCUGAGCGGGCCCGGGCAGAGCGGGCCACUAGGACCCCGGGCUGCUCGGGGAGGAGGCGAGGCUGUGGGGAGAGGACCCGGGAACCGCCUGGAUGAUGGAAACGCGCGGACACGCGCACGGGGGAGGCCGUGUGGGGACGGCCGCCUCCAGAGCGGCUGUCAUGGCGGCCGGCGCGAGGUGGCAGGAGGGGCGCUGGCACCGGGGACGUCACUGGGGCAGCGGGAGAAGGGGCCCGACCCCGCGGUGGGAAGUCAUCGGGAUGAGCGGAGGCCCCGGGUGACAGGGUGGGUGGGGAGGGUGACUGGAGACCCAUUGGUGAGGUCCCGGGCCAGGCCCCGGGCUCCAGGCAGCCCUCCCCCACCCCGGCGGUUGGCGCCCCACCCCACCCCCACCCCGGAGCCCCGUUGCCUAGGAACCCUCGGCGUGUUUGGACUCUUCGCCUCGCGCAGGCGCCGGUGCCCCACACUUGGCGGGACUGGCCGACUGGGCUGGACGCUUUGCGCCGAGCGGACCAGGUCAGCCCUGCAACCCGCGGCGAUGGCCUCCUGGUUUGGUGGCCUAGGCUCUGGCUUAGGCCAUUCCCUGGGGCAAGUGGGCGGCAGCGUGGCUUCCCUCACUGGACACAUCUCUAACUUCACCAAAGAUGUGCUGAGGAAGGGAAGGGAGAAGGCGGAAGAGUCACCGGACUCUGGGAGGACGGAGAUGGAGGACGUUCAGGCAAUUGUAGCGUCAGAGGAGAGACUGAGAACCCAAGCUUUGAGAAAAGCUGAAAUUGUGCAGCAGACCGUGGAGGAGAAAGACACAAGGCUUGCCUCCAUGAGAGAAGAAAACAGUCAUCUGAUAGAAGCCCUGGAACGACUGAGAGAACAGACUGGAACUGCACCUGUGGUUGACCCUAAAACCCUGGACAGGGUGACACGACUAGAAUCUGAGGUCUCUCAGGUGAUGGUGAUAAAAGGUCACCUGGAGGAGGAAGUAAAACAUCAUCAAAAGAUGAGUGAAAAACAAGACCAGAGGAAGACACAGCUCCUUCGAACUUUACAAGAGCAGAGACGGGAAAUGGAUGAACUUAAAUACCAGCGUGAGCAAAUGCAUAUGAAACACACUCAGCUCUUUUCAGCCAAAGAUGAGGAAAUUAAGAAUUUGCAAAACACGAUAAAACAACUGAAAACCCACUUGCCUGAAAAAACCCAGCACAUGCAGACAAAACAUUCGGAGAUUUGUCAAGUGGCAAAAGGUCAGAGUCUUAGUAUGCAAAACGGAAGUGAAAAGCAUGAUUUAUGUAAAGUUGAAAGUGAAAGAUUAGGAAAAGGAAGAAAAGAACAGGAAUGGGAGAUGAAACUUCGAACUGAAAAGACUGUCCCUUUGAAGGAGCAGAUUGAUCAGCCAUACAAAGAUGAGAUUGGUCAACUAACUCGGAUUAUCCAGCAAAAAGAGUUGGAGAUACAGCGUCUUCAUGCUAGAAUAGCUUCAGCUCCCUACAUCCAGGCUGUGAGCGACCUUCAGCAGCAAUUGCAAGCUUACGCUUUGGAAAGGGAACCAAUGUUAGCUGUUUUCAAUGAGAAGGUGAGGGAAAACAGCAACCUAAAAAGAGAGUAUCACAAAAUGAUGGACAUACUGGUUGCCAAAGAAGCAGACCUCGUGAAACUGCAAGAUGAAAAUACAAAAUGGUCCACGAGAUUUGAAAGUAGUGGUCAGGAUAUGUUUAGAGAAACUGUUCAGAACCUCUCACACAUCAUUCGAGCGAAAGACGUGGAAAUCGAUGCCUUGAGUCAGAAAUGUCAGACUUUAUGGACAAUCUUGCAGACAUCUGGCACUGGCGGUGAGGUUGGAGGUGUUACUGUGAAUCAGUUGGAGGAGCUUCUGCAGGAACGUGACACGUUACAGCAACAGGUCUCCCUAAUGGAGGACUGGACACAGCAGGUGAUGACUGCGGUGCACAACAUGAAGCGAGAGUCAGCCCAGCUUCAGAAAGAACUUCCACAGCUUCAGGCUCGGGUCUUGAUGGACAUUGAUAAUAAGUCUCAAGUACGGAUGGCCUCUACUGACCUGAUCCAAAAUUGUAAAGAGGAUGAAAUCCAAGUCACACAUUUGGCAAAGAAGUUAGCACGAAUGCAGCUCAACCUAGAGCAGCUGUGCAAUGCCAAGGAUGUUCUUUUAGGUCCACUUGACCUUACUGCACCACAGCCUCCCACCACAUCAUCACUCACUUCAGAGUCAGCCGACUCGCUGAAGGCAACUAGAUCUGAUGCAGCGAGUGAGUCUUCUAAAGCGCUCCCAGAAGAGAUAGAAGAGUUAAGGAAAUCGAUGGAGGAAAAAGAGGCUACCAUUCGAAGCCUCCGGGAGGAGAAUCAGAGACUGUCUGCUGCGAUUGCUGCCACCUCCGAACGAGAAAGAAAACAAUGCGAAGAAACAGAUUCCGAAAUCCAGCAGCUCAGGGAGAAACAGGAUGUUUUAGAAAACUUACUUCAGGAAAAAGAGCUCUUAGUCAACGCAAAAAGUGAGGAAUUACUUUCUUUGAGUGAAAAUUACACAACUGAAGUGAAUGAAAAUGAACUUUUGAGGCAGGCGGUAACAAACCUGAAGGAGAGAAUAUUACAUUUUGAAGUGGAUUUGUAUAAAGUAAAACGAGAAAAUGAAAAAAUACUAGAAAAGUCCAUGGAAAAGGAAACAGAAAACCGGGCAUUACAAGAGACGAAUAUGCGGCUUUCUAUGAUGCUGAGAGAGAAAGAGUUCGAAUCUGCUGCAGUGAAGAAGAAGGCUCUUGCUUUGGAGCAACUCCUGAAGGAACAAGAGCAGGGCCAGGCUGGGGAGUUAAACCAGCUUUUACACGCAGUUACGUCCAUGCAGGAAAAGACAGUUCUGUUUCAGCAGGAGAGAGAUGAAGUCGUGUUGGCACUGAAACAGCAACAAAUGGAAAACUGUGCCCUACAGAAUGAAGUUUGUCAUUUAAGGGAAAACGAAUUACGCUUAAGGCAGGAGCUAGAAAGAUCUCGUAACCAGGCUUUAGAGUCAGAAGAUGCUCAUCUCCGUGAAGUGCUGGUUGCAGAAGACAGAGCGGCUCAACUAAGAAAGAGAGUCACAACACUAGAGGAAAAGCUACUUUUAUCUUCCCAGGCAACGCAAAAGGCAAGCCAUCAAGCCAGGGUACAGGUGGAGUCACUGCAGGAACAAGUGAACGUUGUCACCAAGCAGAGAGAUGAAACCGCAUUACAGCUUUCUGUCUCCCAGGAACAAGAAAAGCAGUAUGCUCGAGCACUAGCCAACCUGAAGAUGGCACUAGCUGAAUGGAUGGAAAAGGCAGACGAUCUGGAAGGAAAACUGAUGUCCUUGCAGGGACGACUCGAUAAAGCCAAUGCCAUCUUGGAUCUGAAGGAGGAACAAGUUGGAGAAUUUAAAAAGCAAAGUGAGGUCCAACAGGAAAUGCUGGAUGAGGUGCAAAAGAAAUGGAUGAACUUAGUAAGCAGCAUGGAAGGAAAAGUAGACAAAGUCCUAGUGAGAAAGCUCUUCCUGGACUAUUUUCAAACACCCAAACGUGAACGUCAGGAAGUGUUACGAUUAAUGGGAAGCACUCUGGGAAUGAAAAGGGAAGAAAUGGAGUGGCUCAUCCAGGAAGAGCAAAGCGGCCUUACCAGGUGGAUGACUGGGUGGCUUGGAUCAAGAAGUGUCCCCAGCACACCUCUGACACCAAAUCAGCAAUCUGAUCUCAAUGGUUCUUUUUCAGAACUUUUUGUUAAAUUUCUAGAAACUGAGUCUCAUGUAGCUUUUCCACCACAAAAGCUCUCUGCUCAGGAUAGGAAGCCUCUAGAUGCACCCAGAAGGAAGAAACUGGCGAAAAAUGUACCAGCACGUCUUAACACCACCCUCGGAUCCACACCCAGAAAAUCAGAUGUGAAUGGCUGCUCCACAGCUGUGUCUCUUAUUGACCCACCCGGCCCUGGGACUGGGGGGUCGGGGCAUCUUCUUUUAAAUGCCGUUACUGAUGUUGUGCCCGCGUGUACACCUUUGCUCCUGUCACCUGCCAAGAGUGCUGCAGUUGCCCUGAAAAACACUUCAAAGCGGUAGAAGAUUCCAAGUCGGAGACGAGACAGCACUGUAGAGAA
This is a messenger RNA of Diceros bicornis minor, 5338 nucleotides long. Its product is annotated as thyroid receptor-interacting protein 11-like. The transcript is spliced from 15 exons. Gene Ontology annotation, cellular component: Golgi apparatus. Lineage: Eukaryota; Metazoa; Chordata; Mammalia; Perissodactyla; Rhinocerotidae. Gene Ontology annotation, molecular function: small GTPase binding. Bases 87 to 5300 code for a protein of 1737 amino acids. Gene Ontology annotation, biological process: Golgi organization; endoplasmic reticulum to Golgi vesicle-mediated transport. The record is from RefSeq and is a predicted model, not a curated record.